Molecule: messenger RNA, 3762 nt
Organism: Hemibagrus wyckioides
Lineage: Eukaryota; Metazoa; Chordata; Actinopteri; Siluriformes; Bagridae
Gene: hspa12a
Product: heat shock protein 12A
Exons: 12
Coding region: 270-2306 (678 amino acids)
Source: RefSeq, a predicted model, not a curated record
ACGGCGAGCCAACAGACGGAAAGUCGCGGCCAGUACAGACUUCCUUUCUCCAAGGUGUCAGACAUCCAGGGCAAAAGAAAGAAAGAAAGAAAGAACUAAAGAAAGAAAAGAGGUUGCUGUAGAGACGGGUUUUGAAUGCUCCGUUUUAUUGGAAAAAGCUCAAGCAGGCCUCUUAAAAAAAAAACAAACACCCAAUGAUCUGCGUUCCAAGAGAAAAGUGGGCUCUGGUGUUAUUUUCAUGAUUUGUUAAGGAUCUCAUCUCCAGGAAUAUGGUGGAUACAAUGGCUGAACAAGAAAUAGAAAUAGCGAUGGAUGACAAUAUAACAGAUGCAAUGGCUGCCCCGUCGCCAGCAAAGAGUAUUGGCGACCCAGGCAUCACGCCUCUCUCCCCUACACACACAAUGAAGGAUUCAGAACAGAAUGAACCGGCGAGUCACUCGUUUGUAGUGGUUGUGGCCAUCGACUUCGGAACCACGUCCAGUGGUUAUGCCUACGCUUUCACUAAAGAGCCUGAGUGCAUCCACACCAUGAGGCGCUGGGAGGGCGGUGACCCAGGCGUGUCCAAUCAGAAGACCCCAACCACCAUUCUGCUGACUCCAGACAGGAAGUUCCACAGUUUUGGUUAUGCAGCGAGAGACUUUUACCACGACCUGGACCCCACUGAGUCAAAGCAGUGGCUCUACCUGGAGAAAUUUAAAAUGAAACUACACACGACUGCGAAUCUGUCCAUCGACACGGACCUGCAUGCGGCCAAUGGGAAGAAAGUGAAGGCUUUGGAUAUAUUUGCCUAUGCACUGGCCUUCUUCAAGGAGCAGGCUCUGAAAGAGCUGAGCGACCAGGCGGGGGUGGAGUUCGAUAACGCCGACGUCAGAUGGGUCAUCACUGUUCCGGCCAUCUGGAAAAUGCCGGCAAAGCAGUUUAUGAGAGAGGCUGCGUAUAAGGCCGGCCUGGCUUCACGAGAAAACCCCGAACAGCUCAUCAUCUCACUGGAACCCGAGGCCGCUUCCAUCUACUGCCGUAAGCUCCGCCUACAUCAGAUGGUCGACCUCGGCGAUAAGACGUCCAUCAAUGGCUAUAACUCUACUGAGAAUGUGGGGGCGGGGAUGGCGCAUGCCAAGGAACACGUGCGUCGCAACCGGCAGAGUCGCACCUUUCUGGUGGAAAAUGUCGUAGGAGAGCUCUGGUCCGAACUCAGUGAAGGUGACAGAUACGUGGUUGUGGAUUGUGGAGGAGGGACGGUGGACCUGACGGUGCAUCAGAUCCGCAUGCCUGAAGGUCACCUGAAGGAGCUCUACAAGGCCUCAGGAGGUCCAUAUGGUUCAAUCGGCGUCGACUAUGAAUUUGAGAAGCUACUCUGCAAGAUCUUCGGUCAGGACUUUAUCGAUCAGUUUAAGAUAAAGAGGCCAGCUGCUUGGGUGGACCUGAUGAUAGCAUUCGAGUCUCGUAAGAGAGCUGCAGCCCCUGACCGCUCCAACCCUCUCAACAUCAACCUGCCCUUCUCCUUCAUCGACUACUACAAGAAAUACCGCGGCCACAGCGUGGAGCACGCACUGCGCAAGAGCAAUGUGGACUUUGUUAAGUGGUCAUCUCAGGGCAUGUUGAGGAUGAGCCCGGAUGCCAUGAACGCUCUGUUCAAACCCACCAUUGACCACAUCAUCCAGCACCUCAAGGAGCUGUUCGAGAGGCCUGAGGUGACAGACAUCAAGUUCCUGUUCUUAGUGGGUGGAUUUGCCGAGUCGCCGCUCCUGCAGAAGGCGGUGCAGGACAUGUUACAGGGGCGGAGCCGUGUCAUCAUCCCACACGACGUGGGUCUGACCAUCCUGAAGGGAGCCGUGCUGUUCGGAUUGGACCCGGGCGUGAUCAAGGUACGCCGCUCGCCACUCACCUAUGGCGUGGGUGUGCUGAACCGCUUCGUGGAGGGAAAGCACCCACCUGAGAAGCUGCUGGUACGCGAUGGCACCCGCUGGUGCACCGAUGUCUUCGACACGUUCAUAUCAGCUGACCAGUCGGUGGCGCUGGGUGAAACGGUGAAGCGCAGCUACACACCAGCCAAACCCUCGCAGCAGGUCAUCGUCAUCCACGUGUACUGCUCAGAGCGGGAGCGCGUAGGCUUCAUCUCAGACGCAGGCGUGCGAAAGUGUGGCACCCUGCGCCUCGACGUCAGCGGCACAGAGAGUCCGGCAGCGGGGGUACGCCGCGAGAUCCAGACGCUCAUGCAGUUCGGCGACACCGAGAUCCGAGCGAUGGCCAUUGACGUGGCCACCAAUCGCACGGUCAAGGCCAGCAUCGACUUCCUUGGCCAGUGAGAGAGAAAAAAGGGGAGAAAAUGAAGGAAGGGCGUCGUACUUAACAUUGCACCAAACCUUUAGCUGGAGAUCUGCUUUCCUACAGAGUUUAGUUCCAGGGCAGUGUGAAUAUAGCUGAUUCAGUCUAUCAUGCCGUCCUGAGGGUACUGAGAAAUCAGAGAUUAUUCUAUUAUAUUAAGGUUGGAAAGUGGAUCUCCAGGAAUGGGAUUGGCUGCUCGUGAGUUACAGCAAAUUUUAAGCAGCAGUGACUUAAAGGAAAACUCCAGCAUCUUUCAACCUCAUCCCCUAUCCAGUACAUCUGUAGUGUCUGUGUGAUGAACACAGCUUAGAAAUUCAGCUUGUGCUUGGAAAAAAAAAAAAAAAAGUUCCCAUCUCUGGUUAUGGAGAACGUCCUGUUUUGGGCAUUUUAGUGUCUUCGCUGAAGAAGGGCUGGUAAUGAGCUGACUAAUUGAAUCACAUUUGUUAGGGCAGGGAAGACACUAAGAUGUGCAGGACAAGAGGUUCUCCAGGACCAGUGCUCUACAGGAAACCCUGUUUACUCAAACACUAAUAGGAAUGCCUCAGGGCAGAUGUUAAGGGAGUCAGUAUGUAAUUAUAUGAAACAUAUUUCACUAAAACAACAGCGUCGCUCAGAAAAAAAUGUAUCAGCCUUCCUGUUGUUAUACGAAAACCACAAAACCUUCAUGCAUGAAGCUUUUGCUGUUGAAGCCAUUUCUCUCUGGAUGUGAAUCUGAAGCAUUUUUGCAACAUGCCUAGAAAUAUUUCAGAUACGUUUCCAUUUAAACACAGUAAACUGGUUGUAGACAUGCAUAUGAGGUUUAUUCAUAUUUAGUGCCCUGUUAUGAAAGUAACAUCUGCCCUGUUAUGAAGUCAACAUCUGCCCUGUUAUAAAUGUGUUGCUAGUGAACAGGAUUUCUAUUCUUCUUUCAUUGCAUAGAAAUGUCAAUUCAUUGUUAGAAAUAAUCACACAUGCAGAGGCGACUUAUUACUAGAGAUUCGGUUGAAAACAUGCAGGAGUUUUCCUUUAACAGCUGCUGUGUGAUCUGAAACUGGAGGAACUGCAGCAGGUAUCCACUGUAUCAACAGUGUAGGCUGUUUGCUGAUUUUACUGUGGGUUCACUUAUUGACCUCCUAUAAUCCCAUACCACUCUCUUUUUGUUAUUCUUAUAAAAACGACUAACAAUCUAGUCAAGGGUUAAAAACAAUGUGAGCUGCAUUACAUGUUCUCUCAACAAGUUGCACUCUCAUGUAAAUGCUUCUAGCUGGUUCAUGUCGCUCUCGCACUCUUUUUAUUUCUUUCACCUGAUCGGAUCGGUGCUAUUCAGACGCUCAGGUAAGCGUUUAAGUUUUAAUGACUGGGACUGCAGGUACACUAUGAUACGGAGCGAGAAAAGAAAAUUCAGUCUGAGCUUUUCAUGUGUUGUUUGGUCUUUAAGGAAAGGGGUAGGUAAGCGAG